AUGCCAGAUCUAGUCAGCAAGUUUGAGUCAUUAUCACUAACCGUGCCAGAGCGGGGGCCGGAGCAGGCUGCGUACGAGGCGCAAUGGCGGUCGGUGCUGCAGACCGGGCAGGUGCAGGCCAAGCUGGGCGAGCUGAACCUGUUUCUGCGGGACCACUCGUUCGUCGCGGGCACGGAGCGCCCGCUGCGCGUAGACGCGGAGCUGUUCGAGGCAGUGCUGCCGGUGACGCGGGAGGUGCUGGCUGCGUCGAAGGACGUGCGGGAGCAGUGCGGCAAGCACCGCCACGUGAUCAGGUGGGCCAAGUACCUGCAGGAGCUUCUGGACGUUCCUGAGGCGGAGCGGGUGCUGGUGGACGAGGCGAUGGAGUUGCCGCGGGAGGUGAUCGAGAAGAAGAAGAAGGAGGCGAAGGGUGAGGUGGCGGCGGCCCCUGCCGGCGGCAAGGGCAAGGCGGAGGACAAGGCGGAGGGCAAGGCGGCGCGCGGCAAGCCGGACGAGGCGACGUUGGCGCGGCUGCGUGAGGAGGCGAAGGCCAAGAAGGCCGCGAAGAAGGCAGCAGGCGCUCAGCAGCAGCAGCAGCAGGCGGCCGCGCCGGCCAAGACGUCGCCCGGCAUGAUCGACUUUCGCGUUGGGUUCAUCCAGAAGGCGAUCAAGCACCCCGACGCAGACGCGCUGUACGUGUCGACGAUCGACCUAGGCGAGCCAGAGGGCCCGCGGACAGUGUGCUCCGGGCUUGCGAAGCACAUUCCGCUGGAGGAGAUGCAGCAGCGCCACGUGGUGGUGGUGUGCAACCUGAAGCCCGUCAACAUGCGGGGCAUCAAGUCUGCGGCUAUGGUGCUGUGCGGCUCGAGUGACGGGAAGGUCGAGCUGGUCAUCCCGCCCGCCAACAGUGCGGCGGGCGACAAGGUGUUCUUCGAGGGCUACGGCGACGAGGAGCCGCUCAAGCAGCUCAACCCCAAGAAGAAGAUCUGGGAGCAGGAACAGCCGCAUUUCACGACUACCGCGGACCUCGAGGUCGCCUACAAGGACGACAGCGACGCGGUGCCUUUGAGAAAGCUAACUAACGCCCGGGGCGAGACCUUCAAGGUGUCGUCGCUUGCGCACGCCCACGUCAGCUGA
Molecule: messenger RNA, 1116 nt
Organism: Eremothecium gossypii ATCC 10895
Lineage: Eukaryota; Fungi; Ascomycota; Saccharomycetes; Saccharomycetales; Saccharomycetaceae
Gene: ARC1
Product: Arc1p
Exons: 1
Coding region: 1-1116 (371 amino acids)
Cellular component (GO): methionyl glutamyl tRNA synthetase complex
Molecular function (GO): tRNA binding
Source: RefSeq, marked provisional